This is a messenger RNA of [Torrubiella] hemipterigena, 3906 nucleotides long. The record is from the annotation of a GenBank genome assembly. NCBI's taxonomy places the organism in Eukaryota, Fungi, Ascomycota, Sordariomycetes, Hypocreales, Clavicipitaceae.
CAGGACACUAGUUUGUGGAGAUCAUCUGCAAUUCACUGGAAACCGAGGUUCGAGUCCUCGCUGCGGCACGCUUUCUUUUUCACCUUCGCCGCAGUCGUCUAGGGGUCAGGACAUAAGCUUGUGGAAAUUUGUCUACAAAGCGCUUGAAACCGAGGUUCGAGUCCUCGCUGCGGCAUGUCCUUUUCUUUUUUGAAUUUUGAGAAUAAAGAAUUUUUUCCUUCUUUUUUUUCUGGUUUCUGGGCGGCAUUACUAACAAAUAGUCUUGCGUACAUUGUUCGUAUUCUACCCGGUGGUAAUCAACACCUAUAGUAGCCAGCAACGUUUUCUACAGCGUGGGUAUUAAUAGAACAAGGCUAAAACACGCGGGGCCGCGGCGCAUGCUUGGCGUUGCUACCGCGUCAUCAGGCUCAAGGCUCCAGCGAAAGAUUAGGUGCCAUAUGACGAGGCUGCUUUCCAGAACAUAGACAAAGUCAGAAUUGUUCCUAAUUUUCUGCAGGGACGCCUCUCUAGUUGCUCUUGACUCAUCUGGAUCGCUGCGAAUCGUUCUAUUCCAGGCGGCUGCAGUGCCGGCGAUUUAUCAACAUGGAAGGACCCUUAAUCGCACCGCUCUGCAGCCUUUGCUCGUCUGUGGUUCAUCGAAGCACAGCUUGCUAUACGGAAAUUCACACACUCAUUCUGUCGUCGGGUCAGUCGCGAGUCACCCUCGGCGGCCUGGAGAUCCUUGCGGGGUUGAUUCAUGAGGUCUCGCAAUAUACCAACGAAUUGAACGAUGCAUUGGAGAAACGUCCAGUGGUUUCGCCAAUGACCCACACAACCUUGGAUACUAUACUGGGACGAUUGGAUUCUAUAUAUGGCAAAUUGAAUAAGCAGAUAAUGCGGUUGGAUGCUCAGAAUAUCGAUAGGGUUGAGCCGACAUAUCUCCAAGCCCAUCAUAAUCUGGUGGGCGCACAUAGCAAGUUUGUUGGACUUUUGCUCGAUAUUGUUACAAUGCCAAGCGCAGAGCUACAGAUGUUUCGACUACAACAAAAUCACGAUGUCAUAUUAUCUAUAACGUCAAUAUCAGAACGAGCUCUAUCGUGUUCCGACAUAUUCUCGGCACCGAAUUUUGAUACGAAUAAUGAAACUAACACAGGCGUAGAACGGCGGACGAAUCGACUCAGCGUAUUGCCUCCUCCAUACUCAGAAGAACAGGACGCCGCACAUCCAACGGUUUCCCGGACGCAGAGUCAUACUACCAUGGCCUCUCUAGGGAGCAGCAAUAGUGUCGGUAAUUCAACAGAGACACAUUCUGAUGCCGUAUCUGUUGGCUCGUCUUUGCCAUCAAAUGGGCCGCGGCGUCGUAUAUCAUCCUUUACAACCUCGCUGAAGGCAAUGGCAUCGAUGGUGCUACCCAAAGACGAUGUUCUUGCUCAUGCCCUCUGCAACGCAGUUUUGAGUCAGGAUUUGGUUCAGGUCAAAGGUCUUUUGGCACAGGGAACAAACGUCAAUGGUAGAGAUAAAGAUGGAAAUUCGCCCUUGAACUAUGCCAUUCAAAAGAACGAUUUGGAUAUUGCCAAGCUUCUUAUCUACGCCAACGCCGAUAUUGAACAAACAACCAAAGUUACAGUACUACCUCCGCUGUUUUAUGCCUUGUCUCUUGGUUAUUACGAAAUGGCAAAGCUACUUAUAACAGCCGGUGCGGAUGCAAACCGAGCGAGGAGCAACUACCAGUCAACUUACUUUGUCGAUAUAUGCAGAAACGACUCUGUUGAGAAGGUCCGUUUUUUACUAGAAAAUGGUGCUGACCCUAACCAAUCUACGACGUUGGGCCGUGUUCCACUGAUAUAUGCGACUCGAGACGACCGUUACGAUAUUUCGAAACUGCUGUUGGAGCACGGAGCGAAGGCCGACGUCGGUGACUUGAGCAACCCCACCGUAUUGUCUAUCGCUGUAAAGAAAGGAAACAAAGAUAUCGCGAAGCUUCUUCUUGAGCAUGGGGCACGGGCGGACUCAGAAUCAAGCAGCGGAUCGAGAGUGCUGGCGGAUGCCAUUAGUGCUGGUGAUGCUGGAAUGAUAACCCUCCUCCUCGAUCACAAGGCAAACGCCAAUAUUAGCAUACACCGCACACGGGUUACUAUAAGCCAAGUGUUGGAGUCUGUUACGGCUAGUGACGAGGAUAUGUUCCCACUUGUCCAAGGGUUAGCGAGAAAUGGUGCCGCUCUAAAUAGCAAUAAGCCGGCCGUUCGUAUUGCCCUUGAGCUGCAUCUACCUAAAGUGUUGGCGUUCUUGUUGGACAACGGAGGUGAUGUAAACACACUAAUGGCACAAGGUGAACCCAUGCUGUCGUAUUCGAUUCGCGAGCGACUGCAUGAGGAAAUUGCAAUGAUUAUAGAGCAUGGAGCAGAUGUCAAUCUUUGCGAUGCCCAGGGCUCGCCACCACUUACAUACGCAAGAGUAUACUUGGAUCUAAUAGCCGAGCAGAUGCUAUUAAAAUUAGGGGCGGUUGAUAAACAACCCCCGAAGCGCAAUACUGGUCCGGGCCGACUAAACUUGGACACUAUGCUUGCGACGUACAAGUCUGACUGACACGAGUGGUGAUGACGUCGGCGGUUGUUCUGAGUUGCUAAUCCGCCCUUCUCACACUACAAUACCCAAAGGUCGAAGAAAGUAGCGGGAGUAUGUAUAUAGUGGGCAGUUUGCCGGACUGCAUGUAAAUAAUAAUAAUAUAGAGUAACCAAUAAUGGAAUGAAUCGCUGCUGGAAUGAUGUUUCAAGCACCUUGUAACAAUUGCGAGGUUGUACUGACUCGCGACGAUAUCAGCCGACUUGGGUUCGGGACUUCUUCUCACCUGGGGUAAAAUGCUGGGCGCCAUUUUCCCAGCCGUGCAGGCUUUAUCAACGGCGCUACGGAGGUGCAUUAGCGUGUUGGAAGGGGGUGCACGCCGGCGCCGUUGCAUUGGACUUGGGCUUUCGGGGGAUUGCGGCUGCAGCGCCUGUAAAGGGCAUAGUGACAACGGAGCAGUCCCUGCCGGUUAAGCGACUGCGGGAUUGCAGAUUUGCGAGGGACGCUAUUGGCAUUCGACUUACCUCCUAAGACACUUUAACCGGUGCAAAAACCAGCCAAGCUUCAGCUGCUACGAGAAACAACUGUAGCCUUCAUCAAUGUCGAGCAUGGUGGCGGCAUAUGCUUCGUAACAAUUAAGACUGCCUCGUGCGUGGCAGCUGUUUCAAUCGAUCGUGCCUUUUGGCAGUGUACGGGACUCCUGAGUAACUGACUGUAGGUGUGGCCUGAAACAAAAUUGGCCCAGGGUUGAUGGAAAUACAUAGGCGUGCAUGGGACAGACAAGAUGGACGGUGCUAGUGACAGCAGGGACCCUGUCCGCUUGGGUGUGGGAAGAAAGCCUGAGGACAAGUGUUGGGUUGCGACCUGACGACGACACUGCAUCAUUUGCCUUUUGCGUUUCGGGGGAUUCGGCAUUUCCCUCUCAUUUCUUUCGCCUUUGCCUGUUGGUUUCAUGUAUUUGCAACAUGUUCGCGGCCGCCAUUCAUGCAUCCCUUGUGUAGCUGGCUGCAAAUCUCAGACGAACGCCCAUUAGCCAUGGAACCAAUUAACUUAGCCAGCACGGCUGGAGCAUUUAAGUGACCUGUAGCGCUGGGCUCCAGAGCCUGGAUCGGGGUUCAGCGGCACGUGAGCGUCACUGGUGCAGCGAUCGGCCCGCCUCAACUGAACUUGGGCGGCUGCUCCCCCUGCGCGUCGUUGCGGUGUGCAAUUUGGCUAGGCGCCUAUUGCAAGGUAGGGCGAUGGCGAAUUCUUAAUGGGCGUGUCCUUGGGUGCUCUCUGUGGAAUCACGCUGUGUGAUUUCCAUGCCGAAUUGGCAUAUAGCCGUAUGUACGCGUGUGUGUGCACAUGCUAAAGUUUAGUUGGGUG